UGGCUCGCCGCCCCGCUCCACUCCACCACCGCCCCAUUCGCCUCCGGUUUUCUCGCUCCCCCCUCCGCUCCCAGACCCAGACAUCCCACCUCCCGACACGCAACAACGGGAGCCCAAUUCUUUCGUUUCUCCUCCCGGAAAACUUCCUGUCCUGUCCUGUCGAUCCGAUCGGGAAUGGCCGCGGAGUCGUCGGCGGCCGGCAGCAUGCGCAAGGCGCCCUCCAUGGAGUGGCGCUGGGUGUCCGCCGGGGAGGAGGAGGAGGAGGGCGAGGAGGAGGCCCGGCCGGGAGGGCCCGCGCCCGUCGGCAGGGGCGGGAGCUUCGAGUCCGAGGACGAAAACGACGACGGCGACGACGACGACGACGAGCAGCAGGAGGAGGCCAGGCAGAAGCUCAUCCGAACCGGGCCCUCCGUCGACUGGUUCGACGUCGAGGGCAACGAGGUCUCCGUCGCGCAGCCGCUCGAGGACUACGAGGAGUUUGAUCUUGGCAGGACAGUAUUUCUUGCUCUUCAGACUCUUGCUGUGGUUUUUGGAGAUAUUGGCAUUAGUCCGUUGUAUACAUUUGAUGUCAUGUUUAACAAGUACCCUAUUCUUGGGGAGGAGGAUGUUCUCGGAGCACUCUCACUAGUUCUAUAUACUCUGAUUUUGAUGCCAUUGGUGAAGUAUGUAUUGGUUGUCCUUUGGGCCAAUGACGAUGGUGAAGGUGGGAUAUUUGCCAUGUAUUCUUUAAUUUGUAGAAAUGCAAAAGUCAGUCUCAUUCCAAGCCAAGUACAGGCUCAGGCUGAGAAGAGGAUGUCAAGUUUCCGUCUCAAACUUCCCACAGCUGAGCUUGAGAGAUCCAUAAAAGUAAAGGAGAAACUUGAAUCUUCACUAUUGAUGAAGAAGUUACUUUUAGGCCUAGUGCUGUUUGGGACUGCCAUGUUUAUAUCCAAUGGAGUUAUCACACCAGCAAUGUCAGUGUUGUCUGCUGUGAGUGGCUUGAAAGUUGGGAUACCGAAUGCCUCACAAGAUGUUGUGGUUAUGAUUUCUAUUGCACUUCUUGUAAUCUUAUAUAGUCUACAGAGGUAUGCCACUAGCAAAAUUGGGUUUGUGGUUGGCCCUUGUUUGCUGAUAUGGUUUUGCUGUCUUGGAGGAAUCGGCAUAUGCAAUCUCAGUAGAUACGGCCCAGCAGCUUUCAAGGCAUUUAAUCCUCUAUACGCUAUUUAUUAUUUUGGGAAGAAUCCCUUUCAGGCCUGGCUGUCCCUUGGUGGUUGUCUUUUGUGCGCAACAGGAUCUGAGGCUAUCUUUGCAAAUCUUUGCUACUUUCCUGUACGAUUUGUUCAGUCUAUGUUUGUUCUUCUUGUUCUUCCUUGCCUUGUCUUGGCAUAUUUAGGACAAGCUGCUUUCCUCAUUGCAAGCCAGAAGUCAUCCGAACAUAUCUUCUUUUCAUCUAUUCCAAGUGGAGCUUUCUGGCCUGUUUUCUUGCUUGCUAAUUUAGCUGCACUGAUUGCGAGUAGGACAAUGACGAUUGCUAUAUUUCAAUGCCUAAAGCAGUCAAUUUCACUUGGUUGCUUUCCUCGACUCAAAAUUGUUCACACGUCUCGAAAAUUCAUGGCUAAGAUAUACAUUCCUGUCGUAAAUUGGCUUUUGUUGGCUUCCUGUUUGGGAUUUAUUGUGCUAUUCAGAAGCACAUAUGAUGUCGGCAAUGCAUACGCCAUAGCUGAACUUGGGGUGAUGAUAAUGGCCACGCUUUAUGUAACAAUCAUAAUGCUUUUAAUAUGGGAAACCCAUAUUAUUAAGGUGAUAUCAUUUCUUACCACAUUCCUCUUCUUGGAGCUGAUUUUCCUCUCAUCAGCUCUGAGUAGUGUCGGAGAUGGAGGUUGGGCACUGUUGGUCUAUGCAUCUGGUCUUCUCAUGAUUAUGUUUAUCUGGAACUAUGGAAGCAAGCUGAAGUAUGACAGUGAAGUCAGACAGAAGCUUUCAAAGGAUUUAAUGAGAAAAUUGGGCCCCAACCUUGGCACCAUGAGAGCGCCUGGACUAGGCUUGGUGUAUAGUGAGAUAGUGAAAGGAGUUCCUGCAACUUUUGGUCAUUUUCUGACCGCGCUCCCCGCCAUCCAUUCGAUAAUCGUAUUCGUGUGCAUAAGGAAUGUGCCAGUGCCUGUGGUUCCCCAAAGUGAAAGGUUUCUCUUCCAACGUGUCUGCUCAAGGAGCUAUCACAUGUUCCGCUGUAUUGCCAGAUACGGUUACAAAGACAAGAAACAGGAGCACCAUAACACAUUUGAGCGCCUUCUGAUAGAAGGUCUUGAGAAGUUCAUACAACGGGAGGCUGUAGAGUUGUCCCUACAGAGUGAAGAUGAUAUCGACUCUGAUGAUGAGCCAACAACGCCUACACGGAUAAUCACAGCAGCAAACGGUAGCCUCUACUCGCUUGAUGUCCCUCUCAUGGUGGACUUUGCGCCUACAAAUGAAGCGAUUCCUGAAUCACCCAGCUGCUCAACGCCUCAAGAUCCUGUACUGGGUUACACAGAGAACCUUGAGCUGGAGCUCGCAUUCAUCAAGCAGGCGAAGCAAACUGGAGCUGUCUAUCUUAUUGACAACCCCAUCGUCAAAGCCAGGAAGGACUCCUGGUUCUUCAAGAAGUUGACCAUAAACUACUUCUUCGCGUUCUUGAGGAACAAUUGUCGCAGGGCGGUUGUGUCGAUGAGCAUUCCGCACUCAAAUCUGCUGCAGGUGCGCUUGACCUCCUAUGUGUGAAUGCAGAAGCUACCAUUUCAGCACUGGUUGUUUUGUUCAUGGCGAUCUACUUAUCUACUAGAGAUCACACUAACCAUAAAAACAAACGACAAUGGCGAUUGGCAAAAGACGACACUUUGCUUCUGGUUUUAUUCAGAAGGCGAUAACUAGGACAGUAGGAACACGUCUCUCCUGUAAUUUUGUGUACAGUGUCGAAGUGUAGACGACAUUGUGGCAGCAGGCACAUCACAUGAUGAUGUAUUAACCUGUAUAGUAUUUCCCUUGUGCAGCAGAUUGUUGUGUACUUGUUUGAUUGUGUGAGGCCAGUUUUGAUAUCUGCAAAAGGCAGAGUGUUAGCUGAAAAAGGAUCAUUAGGUCAUAUAUGACAUAUGUACAUGUACGCCGAUCAGGCAGUGUUGCUAUGACAACUUUUUGAUGUGUUGGUUGGAAUUUCUA
This is a messenger RNA of Lolium perenne, 3168 nucleotides long. Its product is annotated as probable potassium transporter 15. Gene Ontology annotation, molecular function: potassium ion transmembrane transporter activity. The record is from RefSeq and is a predicted model, not a curated record. Gene Ontology annotation, biological process: potassium ion transmembrane transport. NCBI's taxonomy places the organism in Eukaryota, Viridiplantae, Streptophyta, Magnoliopsida, Poales, Poaceae. Gene Ontology annotation, cellular component: vacuolar membrane; plant-type vacuole.